AUGCCAUUGUCUUCUGGCCGCGUGGCCGGCAACAGCGCGUUUGCGAUGAUUUACGACGACCCACUCUUCGGCAUCAUGGCCGACGACGACGAUCCAACCAAUAACGAGCAGGUGGCAUUCUAUGACGAGGCAGAAGCAGAAGCGACAGACGAAGCGGCCGCUGCAGGGUGCGACUGGAUGGACGAAGUCGAUUUUGGCAGUCCGCGAAGCAUCACAGAUGCGCCACAGCUAUCAGACGAGGCAGGGCAUGAAUGGGAGUUGGCACUGGAGCUGCAGAUGCAGCUCGAACAGCUGACAGACCCACCGUCUCAGGUACAGACAGAGCCACAGCUGGAACCACAGACAGAACUGGAGCAAGAAGUGCAGCCAGAAAUGGAGCCAGAAUUGGAGCCAGAACUGGAUCAAGAGCCAAUACUGCAACCUCACGUUCCUCUGGCCGAAGACGAAGCGAGCCAGCACGCAGAUGCACUCAUGGAGGAUAUGGUCCUCGAACUUCACCAAGAGACUCCCGAAAAGCCAUCCCCUCAGCUUUCUGUCGAACCCUGCGAACUCCCCCAGGCUGAGACCAUCCUCGACGUGCCAGAUCGCUCGCCCGCCGUUCGCUCGGACGACCACCAGCCAUCGCAUGGCGACACUACCGUCCAGAUGCAGGUCAUCAUCAGCCCGCUGCCUGCCUCCCGCCGCGCCGAGUACAAGACGCUUCCGGCUAGCAACUACGUCGCCACCGUCGUGCGGAGAGUCCGGGGCAAGGACCGGUUCGAAAUUGAGUUUGACGACGGAGAAAGGCGACAGGUUCACAUUGGCUCGCUCUUCACUCUUCCCAACGGCCAGAAAUCUCUGCAGAGAUUCAGACAGACAGAAGAAGGCCGAGUCAGUCUCUCCGCACCCAACGGCGGAUCCUCCAAACGGCGCAAGAUACACCACUACCGCGACGAGUUCUCCGAGCAAGACGACGAAGACGACAUCUUGCCAUCCGACAUGGACAUGGACACCGGCACGGAUACGGAUGACCACCGGGACAACAGCCGGCUGGAUGAUUCGAACGCCUCCGACACCGGCCUCAGAAACGAGCUGACGGGCUCAAAGAGCACCAACAGACAGGACCGAGGCGACGAUCCACGUCUGCGCCGCCGCCACCUGCGGUCGCUGACCGAACUGGUGCAGUCGGGCACGCGCCACAGCUCGCGACUCACAUCCACGGCCACGGCCACGGCCACGGGCACAGAAGACGACGAAGCCACGAUCGGCACGUCCGGCCGUCAGCUGCGGUCGCGCAGGUCUCUGCCACCGCAGCGGUCGGCCAAGAACGACGACGACGACAUGGACGAGCUUGCAGGCGACGGCGAUUUUGUUGUGCUCUCAGACAUCCGGCCGAACCAGCGGCCACGACGGGGCUGGAACAAGAGACCGCGCGGAGGAGGAAGCCGCCGCUAUAUGCGCGAAGACUCGAUCGAGAUGGAGGUGAGACAGCGGCCGAGCAGAGCGGCCAAGAAUAUGCGCAGCAUGGUCGACAGCUUCAACGAAGACGACGACGACAUGCUGUACGCCGAUGACGGCGAUCGGUCUGCCGCUGUGACGACGCCCAAAAUCAUCAACGUCAAGGAGGUCUUCCAGCCGCUGACCGACGAUGGCGCCUUUGCCGACGUGCACUCGCCUCUCUGCGACAGCUGUGGCGGCGGUGCGCGGGCAGCCAACAAGGGCCUCCUGCUGCACUGCCAGGGCUGCUCGUUGUCGUACCACCGCAACUGCAUCGGCUAUCGCAGCGCGCGCGACCACAUGGCCACCAAGGUCGGCCCCGACAGCUUCGUGCUGCAGUGUCGCUUCUGCGUCGGCGUCGUGGCGGCGCGUGAUGCCAACAGUCCCAAUCUCAGCUGCUGCUGUGUCUGUCGGCAGUCUGGCGUCGCCUGUGCCGCCUUCUCGCACAAGAAGACGGCCAAACAGGAGGAGAAGCUGCGUCAGGAAAACGACGGCAUCGACCCCAUCACCCCGGUCGACCCAGGCCUGCUCAACCGGCCGGAGAACGUGCUGUUUCGCUGCUCCAACUGCCGUCUGGCCUUUCACUUCCAGCACCUGCCGCCGCCGUCUGCCGAUGUCGUGUCCGAUCCGUCUGCCAUCGACCGGCUGCAUGCCGACCGUCUUGCCGAGUACUCCAUCGACUGGAAGUGCCGCGAGUGUCUGGACAUGCCCGCCAGGAUCGAUGCGCUCGUCGCCUGGCGUCCGAUGGCCGGCGAGAAGGCAGCUGGCCAGACGAUGGACCAAUGUCCUGAGGACGAGCGCGAGUACUUGGUCAAGUGGCAUGGCAUGUCGUAUGCCCACUGUGUCUGGAAGCCGGGCGCCUGGAUCUGGGGAGCGGUACAUUCGGCCAUGCGCAGUGCUUUUGCCAAGCGCGGCGGCGAGCUCGGUCCACCGCCUGUGUUCGAUAGCAAGGAGGCCGUUCCGGAGGAGUAUCUGCUGGCCGACGUGAUCCUCGCGGUACGGUACAAGCAGCAGCGCCCGCGCAAUGAGGACAUUGACAAUAUCGACGCCGCCUGGAUCAAGGUCCAGGGUCUCGGCUAUGAUGCCACCGAGUGGGACGGGCCUCCGCCACGCGAUUCUGGCCGCCGGUGGGAUGCGUUUGCGGCUGCCUAUGACGAGUAUCUCGGCGGCCGCAACUUUCAUGUCGAAUCGAGCACGGUCAUCGCCAAUCGCAUCCGAGAGUUCCGCAAGCGUCGGCGCUUCGAGGUCGCUCGCUCCCAGCCGGCCGGCCUAACCAACGGCAGCCUGAUGCCCUAUCAGAUGGAGGGUCUCAACUGGCUCCUGCUCAACUUCUACAAGAGCAAAAGCGUCGUGCUAGCCGACGAGAUGGGCCUAGGCAAGACCGUCCAGGUAGUUGCGCUGCUGGCGGCCGUCGUGCUUGGCGAGCCGCGCUGCUGGCCCUUUCUCGUCGUCGUGCCCAAUGCCACGUGCGGAAACUGGCGUCGCGAGAUCAAGACCUGGGCUCCCGGUCUGCGUGUCGUCACGUACCACGGCGGCCGCGAGGCUCAGCGACUCGCGUACGAAUAUGAGCUGUUUCCUGACAAGUCACGUGACAUGCGCGCGCACGUCGUCAUCAUGUCCUACGACUCGGCGCAGGACGAGACGACACGCUCGCGCUUCAAAGGUGUCAGCUGGGCCGGCCUGGUUGUUGACGAGGGCCAGCGGCUGAAGAACGAUCAAAAUUUGCUGUAUCUGGCCCUGCGGGCAAUGCGUAUCGGCUUCCGGCUGCUGCUGACCGGCACGCCGCUGCAGAACAACAAGCGCGAGCUGUUCAACCUGCUGCAAUUUGUCGACAGUAACAACGACGCGGCCGAGCUGGACGAGCGCUACAGCGAUAUCACGGCCGAGAACCUGCCCGAGCUGCACAAGCUGAUCCGGCCGUACUUUCUCCGCCGCACAAAGGCCGAGGUGCUCAAGUUCCUGCCGCCCAUGGCCCAGAUCAUCGUGCCUGUCAGCAUGACGGUGCUGCAGGAGAAGCUGUGCAAGUCCAUCAUGGCCAAGAACCCGGAUCUGAUCCGUGCCAUCUUCUCCAAGACCCGGCUGCGUGUAGCCGAGCGCAGCAGCCUGAACAAUAUCCUCAUGCAGCUGCGCAAAUGUCUGUGUCACCCCUUCAUCUACAACGAUGCCAUCGAGGAGAAGACUGUCGACCAGGCCACCAUGGUGCAGAAUCUGGUUGAAGCCUCGUCUAAACUCGUGCUGCUGCGCAUCAUGCUGCCCAAGCUCAAGGCCCGGGGCCGUCGUGUGCUGCUCUUCAGCCAGUUCCUGCACCAGCUGGACAUUGUCGAGGACUUCCUCACCAUCCUCGGCCUGCCGUACGGCCGUCUCGACGGCAGCAUGUCCAGUAUGGAGAAGCAGAAGCGCAUCGACGCCUUCAAUGCCCCCGAUUCGCCGCUGUUUGCCUUUUUGCUGUCCACGCGUGCCGGUGGUGUUGGCAUCAACCUGGCCACGGCCGACACCGUCAUCGUCAUGGACCCCGACUUCAACCCGCACCAGGACAUGCAGGCCUUCUCGCGGGCCCAUCGUAUCGGGCAGAAGAACCACGUGCUCUGCUUCCAGCUCGUGACCAAGGACAGUGUCGAAGAGAAGAUCAUGCAGGUCGGCCGCAAGAAGAUGGCGCUCGAUCACGCCCUCAUUGAGUCGAUGGACGCCGAGGACGACGCUGGCAACGACCUUGAGUCCAUUCUGAAGCAUGGUGCCGAGUCGCUGUUCAGUGAGCACAGCGAGCUGAACCGCAUCGUCUACGACUCCGCUGCCGUGGACCAGCUGCUGGACCGCGCUGCGCAGAUGGACGAUGAGAAGAAGACAGAUCAGGCGGAAGGCACCGAGUCGCAGUUCUCGUUUGCGCGCGUCUGGGCCUAUGAAACCGGUUCCCUGGCCGAUGCUGACAUUGAAAUGGGCGAACGAGCCGGCCACAGCGAAGAUGACCAUGCGAACGGCAACGACGCAGCGAUGGCGGGAGUCUGGGACAACAUCAUCCGAGAACGGGAGGCCGAGGCGGCACGCAUUGCAGCCGCCAAUAAAGAGGUGCUCGGCCGCGGUGGCCGCCGGCGAACAAAGGUGAUGUAUGCAGCGCCUCGCUAUGAUGACGGCGUCGAUGCAGAAGCGCGAGGACCGCAGAGCGACGAGGACGCGGACGGAAAAGACCACGAUGACGGCGAUGCCGAGUUCGAGGCCGAACGAGAUGUAGCGUCGUCGAGCGACGAGGACGACGCGGCCGACAGAGGCACCGGAUCCGAUGUUGGCGGGCUGUCUGGUGAUGGAGGCGUGGACAGCGCGACAGGCCGCAAGAAGCGCGGAAAACAGCCAAAAGGUACGGCCAUUAGCACUCCCCGGAAGAAGGCAACACCCAAGAAGGCCACCCCCAAGUCCAGCCCGAAGAAGAUGAAGACGAGGACGCCCCAGAAGGCCACACCCAAGCGGGCAGUGGCAGAAAGGUCCAGCAGUGCUCGCAAGGCGAAGAUGUUGGGAGAAGUGCAGAAGCAGAAGAAGCAGACGCCCGUCAAGACGACGACGCCGAAGACGAAGGGGCCAGCCAAGGUGGUGACGAGCCGAGGCAGAAAGACAAAGGCGACUAGUUCGGCGCCGGGAGAGUCUCCCCAGAAAAAGGCGAGGGUGGAAGACGAUGGAGAGAGCAUGUCGAUGCUGUCGACGCGGUCGUCGCUGCGGUCGUCGCCGGCACCAUCUCUGACGACGCUGUCAAUGACGUCCGUCCAAACUCUUUCUUCUGAUACUGACACGACGAUUUCCCAGCAGACGGUGCGUCCCCGGCAGAAGAAGUCGGCAGCAGCACAUCCGCCGGCCAACUCGCUGCAGCGUCUGGUGAAGCGCACGCACGACGCUCACGUCGGCGUAAGGAGCGAAAAGCAACGGAUGUCGGAAGCGGUAACGAGAGUGGCGGCCGCGUCGCGCGAGCAAGCCUCCCAGCAGCAGGGUGGCCGCAUGAUGCGCAAGCCCGCCUGCAAGGUGGUAACGAUCAAAGCGGACAAUUGGGACCACGAGGACGUGGUCUCGAAGAUGGAAGAGUCGCCAGGGCUACCCUUUGCCCUUCGUCCACCACGGGAUCCCGGACCGCCCCAAAGUCCUGUUGUUUUCGAUGUGACUGGGUCUCACCAUCUUGGUCCUCGUGUGGGCAACGGAAGUGCGGCGGACAUCAAGCUGCAAAACGAGGUGGACGUGCGGCUGGCACUGGAUGUGCUGCGACCAUCGCAGCCGCACGAGGCGCUGCCACUGCGGGAGGCGUUGUUUGAGAGGCUGCGGCACUUUGCGCAUAAAAAGCAGUGA
Molecule: messenger RNA, 5796 nt
Organism: Grosmannia clavigera kw1407
Lineage: Eukaryota; Fungi; Ascomycota; Sordariomycetes; Ophiostomatales; Ophiostomataceae
Product: chromatin remodeling complex subunit
Exons: 4
Coding region: 1-5796 (1931 amino acids)
Biological process (GO): chromatin remodeling; negative regulation of transcription by RNA polymerase II
Cellular component (GO): chromatin; nucleus
Molecular function (GO): ATP hydrolysis activity; histone binding; chromatin binding
Source: RefSeq, a predicted model, not a curated record